UUGAUCGAUUUUGUGCUGAACUUCAAUAUGUCAGCUUCUAUAAAACGACCGGCAAAUUCUGUCGAAGAAAAUCCAAUCAAAUUGUCUACCUUCAAAGCUAAUGAGCAUUCUUUAAACAAAUUUAAGGAAUGGAUUACAGAAAACUCUUUCAAUCUAAGUCCUAAAGUGAAGGUAGGAAACGAGGGUUCUUGUGCUCAAUAUGGUGCUGUAGCCUUAGAGGAUAUAGAGGAAGGAGAGUGCCUGUUUCAGAUACCAAGAUCCUGUUUGUUAAUGCCACAAACAUCUACUAUAUCACAACAGAUACAAAAUGAAAUAGACAGUUUGAAGAGUAGCAGUGGCUGGGUUCCUCUCCUCCUCUCUCUGAUGUAUGAGUACAAUAAUCCUCAGUCUAAGUGGAGACCAUACCUUGAUCUUGUACCAGACUUCAAACAAUUAGAUCUACCCAUGUUUUGGACUGAAACAGAGAGAAAAUCUCUUCUAAAAUGCACAGGGGUAAUAGAAGCUGUUGAUAAAGACUUGAAGAACAUUUCUACUGAGUUCAACGACAUUGUUUUGCCAUUUGUAAAGAAGCAUUCAGAUUUAUUUGGAGAAUGUAGUGUUAGCCUUGAGUUUUACAAGCAGAUGGUGGCUUUUGUGAUGGCUUACAGCUUCACAGAACCUCCAGACGAUGAAUUUGACGAUAGUCCGCCUCCUAUGAUGGUACCAAUGGCAGACAUAUUAAAUCAUGUGGCAAAAAAUAAUGCACAACUUGCUUUUGAAACAGAUGCAUUGAAAAUGGUAUCAACUAAAACAAUCAAAAAGGGAGAAGAAAUCUACAACACAUAUGGCCAGUUAGCUAAUUGGCAGCUUCUACAAAUGUAUGGUUUUGCAGAACAAUUCCCUAAUAAUCAUUAUGAUACUGUAGAUAUACCUAUAUCAGUUGUAUUGGAAGCUGCCAAAGAAUUACCAAUAAACACUGAAGCGUUACUAAAAGACAAGACAAAUUUCCUCAUUGAUAUGGAACUGAUGAUAAGAGAUGGUAGUUUUGUUGUUGGAGUCUCAGGUGUUUUAACAGAAGAUGAGAUGUACCAGGUGAUACGGGUUUUAUUAAUGAAUGAAAAAGAAUACAAAGAACAUAAGGAGAAAGAUGGAUGGAGUGAAGAUGAAGAGGAGGAAGAAGAAGAAAGUUUAGAAUUUGAGGCAAUUAAGAAAUUACCAGAGAAAUGGAAGAAAUUUUUAUGCAGCUGUGCUAAGAAAACACAGAAUUUAUAUCAGACAACAUUGGAGGAGGAGAAAUCUCAAUUACUAAAGGCUCAAACAUUAUCAUCAAGACAGCUCUAUUCUUUGUAUACUACUCAGGGACAAAAACAAAUACUACAGCAAAUUGUACAGGCUACCAGUUAAUAAAUGUUGUACUUUU
This is a messenger RNA of Mytilus trossulus (common blue mussel), 1399 nucleotides long. RefSeq names its product N-lysine methyltransferase setd6-like. The record is from RefSeq and is a predicted model, not a curated record. Gene Ontology annotation, biological process: peptidyl-lysine monomethylation. Gene Ontology annotation, cellular component: nucleus. Lineage: Eukaryota; Metazoa; Mollusca; Bivalvia; Mytilida; Mytilidae. The transcript has 11 exons. Gene Ontology annotation, molecular function: protein-lysine N-methyltransferase activity; protein binding. The coding region runs from base 28 to 1383 and encodes 451 amino acids.